This is a messenger RNA of Glycine soja, 1212 nucleotides long. RefSeq lists its product as uncharacterized. Bases 114 to 830 code for a protein of 238 amino acids. Lineage: Eukaryota; Viridiplantae; Streptophyta; Magnoliopsida; Fabales; Fabaceae. The transcript has a single exon. The record is from RefSeq and is a predicted model, not a curated record.
AACAUUAGACGAGUACUGAAGUCCCUGAGGCUUGAGUCAGUCACAGAAAAACAAAAUCCUAACAAACCCUAGGAAGGAAAACGUCGUCGCAACAAUCUUGAUUGAGUUCAGCGAUGGCCCUUGUUCUCCGUCUUGGAAGCAGAAGCAGAAGAAGAAGCGUGUUGUUCUUCUCCACCAACUCCAACUCUCCCUUAUCUUCCCUUUUCAAUGACAAUCUCAAACAAUCCUCUCCCUCAAACACCACGCGUUCCUCCUUUCGCACUCCCCCUAACUCCCAACCAGGUUUCACCGACGACAUCAACAAAAACCUCCACGAAUUCCGCGCCCGGACCACCGCGCCUCCACCGCAGCAAACCUCGUUCCAGAAGCAAACUAUUCGUGAUUAUCUCAGACGUAACUUCGAUCAGAAUCAAACUGAGACCGCUAAGAAAGCUUCACGCCAGAGACUUAGCCUGGAGGAGAAAUUGGGGAUGUUGAGGCCGGAGGAAACGAAAAAGGAUUGGUUUUCCGUGAGCGAGAGGCCUGGCAUGAUGAGGAAGAUGGAGGAGGAGGAGGAGCAGAAGCAGGCCCAUUCCAAUACCACCGCGCCUCCACCGCAGCAAACCUCGUUCCAGAAGCAAACUAUUCUUGAUUGUCUCAGACGUAAAUUCGAUCAGUUGGAUCAGAAUCAAACUGAGACCGCUAAGAAAGCUUCACGCCAGAGACUUAGGCUGGAGGAGAAAUUCGGGAUGUUGAGGCCGAAGGAAACGAAAAAGGAUUGGUUUUCCGUGAGCGAGAGGCCUGGCAUGAUGAGGAAGAUGGAGGAGGAGGAGGAGGAGGAGGAGGAGUGAUUUAACUUGAUUUCGUCUGGCUUGAAGCUUUGUUUGGUAUUAAAUGUUCAGUCAUAAGUAAAAGCAUAUGACUUGAGAUGUUGAGAUUAGCUUGCUUCCAUGUCAUUUGUAUUGACAUGUUAAAAAUUGUAGUUUCCUAUAUUAUCUCUGUGUUUCACUUGUUUUACAUGGAGGACAGUCUGAUUUUUAGCUUCAUUUGAUUCCUAGAGCAGGGCAAAUAUAUUGUUCUGACUUCUGUUAAAAUCUUGAAUAUGGUCAUAGAUAGAAGUUUGAACUGGUGACUGCAUACUCUCCUCAUUCAUGUAUUUGUUUUCUUUGUUUUAUCUUGCUGUUGUUUUUCAUUUGACCAGCCUAUCCUAUACCACGCAGAUAUUAGCGUUUA